Messenger RNA from Mauremys mutica (yellowpond turtle), 1254 nucleotides. Its product is annotated as zinc finger protein RFP-like. The record is from RefSeq and is a predicted model, not a curated record. Gene Ontology annotation, molecular function: protein binding; zinc ion binding. The transcript is spliced from 6 exons. NCBI's taxonomy places the organism in Eukaryota, Metazoa, Chordata, Testudines, Geoemydidae. Bases 1 to 1083 code for a protein of 360 amino acids.
AUGAAACCGCCCAAAUCCUUUCUGUUUCUUCAGGAAAGAAUCCAGGCCCAUUUGAAGACUCUGAGGGAAGAGAGAGAAAAGCUGCUGGGAUUGAAAGCGACUGGAGAGGGGAAUUGCCAGGAGUAUCUGAAACAAACACAAACCGAGAGGCAGAAGAUUGUGUCUGAAUUUCAGCAAUUGCAGCAGUUCCUGGAGGAACAAGAGCGACUCCUGCUGGCCCAGCUGGAGAAGCUGGAUGAGGAGAUUGUGAGGAUCCAGAAUGAAAAUGUCAGUAAACUCUCCGAGCAGAUUUCCCGUCUGAGUGAGCUGAUCAGUGAGCUGGAGGGGAAGUGUCAGAAGCCAGAGAGUGAAUUCCUACAGGAUGUCAGAACCACCUUGAGCAGGUGUGAGAAGGGGAAGUUCCAGCAGCCAGAGGAGAUUUCUCCUGAACUGGAAGAGCGAGUCAGUGGUUUCUCCCAGAAAACGAUUGUGCUAAUGGAGAUUCUGGGGAAGUUCAAAGACACUCUGCCGUCUGAACUGGAGAGAAAAAGGGGAGAAUUCUUUGGCGCACACAGACAGGUGAAUGUGACUCUGGAUCCAGACACGGCUCAUCCCGACCUCGUCCUGUCUGAGGAUCGGAAAAGUGUGAGAUGGGCAGACACACGGCAGCGACUGCCCAACAACCCUGAGAGAUUUGACACUGAGCCCUGUGUGCUGGGCUGUGAGGGAUUCACCUCGGGGAGACAUUGCUGGGAGGUGGAGGUGGGGGAUGGGCGAUACUGGGCUGUGGGGGUGGCCAGAGAGUCUGUGGGGAGGAAGGGAGAGAUCAGCCUCAGCCCUGAGGGGGGGAUCUGGGCUGUGGAGCGGGACUGGUGGAUGGAUCAGUUCCGGGCUCUCACCUCCCCUGUGACCCCCCUGCCCCUGAGCCGGGCCCCCAGCAGGAUCCGGGUUUGUCUGGACUGUGACCGGGGGCAGGUGACAUUUAUCGAUGUUGGUGACGAGGCCCCGAUCUUCACUUUCCCACCGGGCUCCAUCCCUGGGGGGAGAAUCCGACCCUGGCUCGGGGUGGGGACAUGGGGAUCCCAGCUCAGACUGUGUCCCUGAGACACACAGUUGAGGGGGGAACUGGAACUCAACCUCUCUUGCCUCGCACACCCCAGUCUCUAUGACCCUGCAGGACUCCCAUCUACCCAGCCUCUGGCUCCUUAUCUCUAUGGCUCCUGGAAGUGCCUCCCCCUCCCUCUCGGCAGCCCCAGGGAUGAGAGGGGGGAAGAA